CGCAGUUCUAGCAAAGUUGGUGAAUGUUUUAUGAAAAGUGGAACUUGCGGAACCCGUAUCGCGAGAGGGAGGGGCGCGGGAAGCCCCACCUACUCGGAAUCGCCACGAUCACCUCCCCCAGGUGCGGGGAGGCAGUUUCGCUUUAGCCGAUCCGAUCGUGCUUCUGCGCUGCGUCCCUCUUCCGCGACUCGCGUUCUUUUCCGCCGCCUCCGUUUGCGCUUCUCCGCCGCACGUGCGCCCAGCGCUCCCGGGGGACAGCGUCAUGGCAGCCGUGAAGGCGCUCCAGCAGUGGUGCCGAGUGCAGUGCGAGGGGUACCGGGACGUGGCCAUCACGAACAUGACCACCUCCUUCAGGGACGGACUCGCCUUCUGCGCGCUCAUCCAUAAGCACAGACCGGACCUCAUAAACUAUGAUUCCCUUCAAAAGGAAGACAUUUAUGAGAACAACAAACUGGCGUUCAACGUGGCAGAGGAGAAGCUGGGGAUUCCUGCACUGCUGGAUGCAGAAGACAUGGUAGCCCUGAAGGUCCCCGAUCGUCUCAGCAUCCUCACCUACGUGUCCCAGUACUACAACUACUUCCAUGGCCGCUCUCCCAUUGGAGGGAUGGCUGGUGUGAAGAGGCCAGCAGAGGACUCCAAGGAGCAGCCACCUGGGAAGAAGUGCGAGCCUGUGGUUGCUAAGCCUUUCCCCGGCAAACCGACUGCAGACAGCAGAACGCCCCACGCAGUCUCGCCUUCCAUUGCCUCCACGGUUACCCCCAAGCCACGUGAAACAAAGCCGGCAGAACAGGUUUUAGUGGAGCACUCCAAGAAGGGGGGAGGGACUCUUAGUAGCACCUGUGCUGUUUGCAAGAACCAUGUUCACCUGGUCCAGCGACACCUGGUGGAUGGGAAGCUGUACCACAGGAACUGCUUUAAGUGCAAAGAAUGCUCCAACAUCCUGCUCUCUGGGACAUACAAAGCUGGACCGGAACCAGGAACCUUCAUCUGCACCAGUCACCAGACCCCCCUGAAAGGGAGGGAGACUUUAACAGCAGGACCAGCAAAGACAGGGCCGGUGACCAACAAAGUGGCAUCAGGCUGGGCAGCGGUCAAUAAGGAGAGUAGCCCCACAACCCAGCCGUCCACUGCAAACACGAGGCCCAUCAACCCGAGGCCCAGCAGCGCAACCCCCACACCCGUCAAAGCCUGGACACCAUUGGCCGAGAAGACCCAAACCGCUCGGCAGAAGUUCUUUGAGUCCCCCGCCAAUGCUGCUGAAAACUCCAAACCCACAAAUCCCACCCUUGCCUCUCGGUGGCCGAGUUUCUCCACCGAGAGUACUGGUACAAACAAGGUGCCCCAGAGUGUGGAGGACCAGAAGAAGGAAAAGGCCAAGUUGCUCAUAUCCAAGAAGCUAAUGGAUGAAAACUCCAAUAACAGCAAUACAACCCACAGCUUGGGACCGAAACCAGCAGACAACAGGCUGACCUUGGGUUCGGACACGCCCAGCUGGAAGAAGGAUCAAAACAGCCCUGGGGUCACAGGGUUGAAAAAGGUGGACUCUUCUUCUCCAGUUGGGAGCACUACCGCAAGCAAAGGGUCACCGUGGUUAAAGACCAUCGAACUGAAGACUUCUGGACCUGCAGGGGCCCCCUCUGUGAAUAACAAAGAUGCUGCCGUGUCGGAGUCUCCAUCAGACUGGCGAUCCAAACUUAAACCUGUGUCCAAAGGGCCAAAGCUUACGGAACCGCAGGAGUCGCCACUUGCCGGCAAGACAAAGGCCACCCAUCAACCGCCCAAGACGCCAUCGAGUGGACCUGCCACUUCCACCGCUCCUUCUGCAAAGCCCAACAGUCAGACAGCACCGUCUUCCGAGCAGUCAAGCAACGGGUCUGGAACGGGUUGGGGUUUUAAAAAUGGGAAGGGUUCAUCACCCGCAAAUACCUCCAAGCCUGAAAUUAAGUCACCUAAGGCCAGACCAGACUACAUCCCCAAGGAGGAGAUCCUGAAGGAGCUGAAGGAGAUUGAGGACAAUCUAAAUGAUUUGGAGAAGAAAGGAGUGGAGUUGGAGAAACGACUGCGCCGCUGCGAGGAAGAAGGGGAAGAGGACGUCUUGAUGGAUGAUCUAAUGGUGGACUGGUUCACCCUCAUCAGAAAUAAGCAAGUUUACAUGAGACGAGAAUCCGAGCUGGUCUACAUAGCAAAGACUCAGGAUUUGGAAGAGCAGCAGCCAGGUGUGGAGCAGGAGCUCCGCAGGUUGAUUGAGAAGCCAGAACACUUGAAGACUUUGGCUGACAGGAAGAGGGAGCAGGAGCUCAUGGAGAAGCUGGUGGAGAUUGUUAAUGACAGGAAUGCCAUCGUGGAGGGGCUCGAUGAGGAUCGCUUGAGGGAGGAGGAAGAAGACCAGCAGUUGAAUGAGAUGAUGAAGAACCUUGACGUAAAGAAAAACAAAAACAAGAAGAAGUCACCCAUCACCAAGUUCUUCAAGAGGUAGAAUAAAGACUCUGUGGAAGGCUGAUGGGGAGCUGUGGGGAGAGCGGUGUGGAAAAGGUCCGUCGUAGGCGCCGCCAUCGUAGGCGCCGCCAUCCUCGGCAGCACGCGCUCAAAUGGCAUCCGUGGAAAGGGUGUGUGUUUAUGUACAUGAAACAUAAAGCUGCUUCUAAGAUUCAUCUAAUGGGGUCCAUGCUGGUGACAUUGAUUAUCUGCGCUUUAGAGAGGCACAUCAAGCCCCUUAACUCUGGGGUAUAUAUUUGGCAUCCGACACACAUUGCAAUGAAUUGCCAGUUAAUUGCUCACAAUGGCAGAGCUGUGAUGCGCGAUUCCAUAUGAUUUGGUCGUCUAUGGUAAUCUCCUCAUUUUAACAUUAAAAGGAUUUUGGAAUAUCAAACAGGCGCUGCUUCUAAUUCCGUAGCUUUCAAUGAGUUGUCACCGGCUUGUUUUACUCACCGUUCAAGGUGAUUCAUGCUCUCUUCAGUUCCCCGUAGUAAAGAUGUUUACAGCCUUAGCAAAAUGGGAAUAUUGGCAGUGGGUCAAAUGCCACUUUUUAAUGCACCUAAUCUUGUUUUUUCUGAAGGUUUUCUUAUCCGUUUAAUACAGUCAUUUGAAUUUUAUAAUUGGUAGUUCAUGCCAGGACCUAGUUUGGUGUGGUCUUAAAUGAACUCUGCAAAGUAGUAUUUUGUUACUCGUCAAAAGAGUUUGUUUGCAUCCCUGUUGACUGACACUGGGAAGACUCUGUAGAAACUGGUCAUUUUCUCUGGUAAACAGCAGCUGUAUUUAAAUUAAAUUCAUAACGCUAGGAAGCACGUUUGUGCUGAGGGGCCGCGCCGUAAGAAUGGACGUAUUUAUGUUUUGUUACAGAACAAAUCAAGGUUUGAAAGUGUGUGGAAGUAUAAAUGAUGGGAUGUAUUGACUUGAUUCAUAUUGGAUCUUGUAGGAUGUUGCCCUCCUCCAAAAUAAUUUGUGUCAUGUUAUUUAAUGACUAUGAAUUAUGGUUAUGGAUUAUGAAAGGCUACUUUGAUGACUUUACGUGCUUCCUGGAAAAGUGAAAUCAUGUUGUUCUUCUUUGUGGAAACACACUUA
This is a messenger RNA of Scleropages formosus (Asian bonytongue), 3561 nucleotides long. It is a transcript of the gene micall2b, whose product is annotated as mical-like 2b. The transcript has 16 exons. The record is from RefSeq and is a predicted model, not a curated record. The coding region runs from base 263 to 2476 and encodes 737 amino acids. Gene Ontology annotation, molecular function: protein binding. Lineage: Eukaryota; Metazoa; Chordata; Actinopteri; Osteoglossiformes; Osteoglossidae.